AUGGUGUGCCAAAAGGUGUUGUUCUGGUGGGCUGUGGUGGGCGUGGCAGAGAUGGGCGUGUCAGCUCGUCUGUUGGAAGACGUGGUGUCCAGUUUGCGAAAUCUCCCUGUCAUCGGCAACAUCCUUCAGGCGUCCUUCCAUCCUGUUUUCCGCCCCAGGUUGCCGUCGUUGCAUCCUGCAGGACACCGAGAGGGCGAUGACGAGGACCUCGAGAAUCCCUGCUACGAGGACCUGGGGUGCCUCUACACAUCGAAGGACUUCUACCACCCGUUCCACCGUCCCAUGAACGUUCCGCCGUACUCCAGGGAACAGGUGAACGUCAAGUACACUCUGUACACGCGCAGGGAACGUGAGGGAACGACCGUCGGUGCCCAGAACGUGAAGCAGCUGAUCAACACGAGUUUCAGUCCUUAUAAGAAAACCAAAAUUCUUAUCCACGGGUUUCUCGACACGAAUACGGUGACGUGGAUGUUGGAGAUGACCAGGGCCUUGCUCCGGCACGAAGACCUCAACGUGUUGGCCGUGGACUGGUCGGGGGGAUCAAGGGCACUCUACACGCAAGCCACGGCCAACACGCGCCUCGUUGGACUCGAAGUGGCCCACCUGAUACGGCGCCUGCAAGAGCUCUCGGGUCUCAAUCCUCGAAAUGUCCAUAUCAUUGGCCAUUCGCUGGGGGCUCACACGGCUGGCUACGCGGGCGAGAGAGUGCCCGGCCUCGGCAGAAUCACCGGCCUGGACCCCGCCGAGCCGUACUUCCAGCACCUCCCCCCCCGCGUGCGCCUCGACCCCACGGACGCCACCUUCGUCGACGUCAUUCACACCGACACCAACUCCAUCUUCGCUCUCGGGUAUGGCCUGAGGCAACCCGUCGGUCACCUCGAUUUCUACCCGAAUGGUGGAGGCGAACAGCCCGGCUGCGAGACCAUUGCAAGGGUACCUCUGACGGCGAUGACGGAGGGAAAAAAUAUCCUUGAAGGUCUCGACGCAGCGCAGAAAGACCUGGUGGCUUGUCGACAUUACCGCGCCCCUAAGCUCUUUACCGACUCCAUCUUCUCGACUUGCCCAUAUGUGGCUUUCCAGUGUGAGUCUUACAAGCAGUACCUGGCCGGCCAAUGUACGAGCUGUGGCGAGGACGGUUCAAAAUGCGCGCGUUUAGGCUUGGAGGCGGAGAGGUGGCCCGGGAGGAACCGAACCCAGCACGCCACCAUGUUCCUCUCGACGGCUGAUGGACCCCACUAUUGCUUGCACCAUUACCGCCUGAUUGUAGAAGUGGCAUACAUAGUCGGGAGAUUAGGCUCAGUCCGCGGCCAUUUGCAUAUCUACGCCAUCAACGCCGACGGACAGAUUCGCGAGCUUCACAUGUUUCACUCGGCGAAGACCUUCCACCCCGGCAGGAGCUACACUUUCCUGGCUCAUCACCGGCAGGACCUGACUGACACGCAGGAGAUCCUCGUCCACUGGAGUUACGAGGCGAGUCCCUUCGACCCUUCCACCUUCUGCGUGCUCUUCUGCGACACCAGUCUUCCCCUGGGCAGCAUCUCCUUCUCCAGCGUGGAUCAGGUGGCGAAUAGACGGUACAACAACUACAUCUCCGAAGGGCCAGACAACGUGGCCAUGUGUCACAAGCAGGGCCACAACCUCAUCCUGAUCAAGAGCGGGGAGACCGUGAAGCUCGCGUCCUCCCCCAAGUGUGACCUCGUGACCAGGCGACUGCUGGCGCUCCUGGACGCCGUGUCGAGGCCGAUUCGCUACGUCAAGGCGAUUUCCGACUCCCCUGAGCUCGUCGAGCCUGUGAAGUGGGUUGCGGGUCGGUAGGUUUAGAGGGAUUUUCGGGUUUGGUUUGGGCGUGGGUUAGUUAGGGUAAUUUAGUGAGGGGGGGGGAUAGGUGUUUUUUUGGGGGGAUAGGUUUGGUUUGGUA
Messenger RNA from Penaeus monodon (black tiger shrimp), 1918 nucleotides. RefSeq names its product pancreatic triacylglycerol lipase-like. The record is from RefSeq and is a predicted model, not a curated record. NCBI's taxonomy places the organism in Eukaryota, Metazoa, Arthropoda, Malacostraca, Decapoda, Penaeidae. Gene Ontology annotation, biological process: lipid metabolic process. The transcript is spliced from 10 exons. Gene Ontology annotation, molecular function: triacylglycerol lipase activity. Bases 1 to 1815 code for a protein of 604 amino acids.